Molecule: messenger RNA, 318 nt
Organism: Symbiodinium pilosum
Lineage: Eukaryota; Dinophyceae; Suessiales; Symbiodiniaceae
Source: the annotation of a GenBank genome assembly
GUUGAGGACGAGCUCAAGCAUCGCAAGAAGCAGGGCACCUUCAAGGGCAGCUUCUCGCCAGUUUGCCAGUUCUUGGGCUACCAGGCCCGCUGCUCAGUUCCCUCGGAUUUCGACAGCGACUAUGCCUAUGCACUAGGCGGUUGCGCGGCAAUCCUGACGUCCAGAGGGCACAACGGGUACAUGGCAGUGGUGUCCGACCUAGCCCAGCCAACUGAGCGCUGGCAUGUUGGAGGCGUUCCCUUCACGGCGAUGCUGCAGGUGCCACCCACCAUGCCGAAAGAAUCCUUCCGGCCGCGACCGGGCAUCUUCCCCCACAAG